Molecule: messenger RNA, 624 nt
Organism: Emiliania huxleyi CCMP1516
Lineage: Eukaryota; Haptophyta; Isochrysidales; Noelaerhabdaceae
Exons: 1
Coding region: 1-624 (207 amino acids)
Source: RefSeq, a predicted model, not a curated record
AUGGGCAUUCUUGCCCUUUUGGCUCUGCUAGCCCUCCUGCUCCUCUACCUCAAGGAGGCAUCCGAGCGCCUCUUUGGAUGGGAGGUGACUGCCGUGUCGCUGCGGGACCUUGAGCAGGGGCUCAGGGGCGCCCGCGCGUGGGCAGACUCCGCGCUGCAUUCACUACGCAAUGAAGCCUACACGGUUGGAUAUCGACUGAGAGUGGAGCUGUCCUCCCUGCGAGACGACCUCGACAAAUUGCUCGGGAAGCUUCGGCAGUCGGCCAUCGACCAUGGCCUGCUUGAGGAGGAGCCGCCGCCGCCAGUGUGGCCUCCUCCAAGUCCAAAGGCGGCCGCAAGCCCACCUGCCGCUGCCCCGUUGAAACCACCUCCUCCACCCACGAUGCCGCUUGCGUCGUCCGACGAGGGUGACUACGUCAUGCCGGAACCCGCCAAGAAGUUGAAGCCUCUCGUCACGCUCGCGAGGCAAGCGAGCGACCCGCCGCAGCCCACCGUCCACAUGCCACCGUCUCCCUCUCCAGAAUCUCCGCCCCCGUCGUAUGCUUGGCGCCACUCUGGCACUCCCUCGUGGCCGGACAACGCGCCCACCAAGGCCAUCCUCCAGCCGGUGCCCCUGGUUGAUUAG